Molecule: messenger RNA, 2690 nt
Organism: Mugil cephalus (flathead mullet)
Lineage: Eukaryota; Metazoa; Chordata; Actinopteri; Mugiliformes; Mugilidae
Exons: 19
Coding region: 134-2590 (818 amino acids)
Molecular function (GO): ATP binding; ATP hydrolysis activity; protein binding
Source: RefSeq, a predicted model, not a curated record
AGAGACGGGACAGUCGCCGCAAAACUGAGAUAGACCAGUGAUGUUUGAUACGCCUUAGCAAGUCCUACUUUAGUUUUACACUGGCCACUUGAUAACUUGAUAAGAAACACAUUUACCCUCUGGACGCAAAGGCAUGUCGCAAAGGGCGUACAACGAGAUGUGGGCAGAAGCUCAGCUAGAGCUGAGCUGUCUGCUGGCUGAAGAACUACCUGUGGAGCCCCCUCGCCCAGAAAAGGACAGGGUGGUGUUUUUCCAGCGUCUGGCCAUGCUUUAUGUGCGCUACAUCCAAGUCUUUAGACAGCUGGAAGAAGUUUACGACCUGGUAGUCCACCCUCAGAAGAGACGAAUUAUUGGGACGGUUCUUGAAGCUGUGAUGGGGCGGGUGUUAGAGCUGAAAAAUGAGAUGGUGGAAAAAGAGUUUUCAGAAUACCACUACAUGGAUGAUGUUCUUCAUGACUUGAAGCGUACACCUGCUGACCUUGAGAUCCCUAUUCCUCACUACUUCCUCUCUGAACGCAACAAAGAAGUCCAAGAACGAAAGACUUUGCUGACAGAUAUCCUUAAAUUGGUGGAGAUUAAUGAAAGCCCUGAACUUCUAAUGGCCAAGGAGAUGAGUCAAGAAGAAGCUGUGAAGCUCAUUCAAGUGGCAGAGAGGGCUCGGCAAGGACGCCUUCGGGCAAAGUUGAAUGAAGAAAGCAGAAAAAUGAACCAGAUGCAAAGGACCAAGGACAUUGGGACUGUUGAUAUUGAGUUGUCAGCGAUCUGCAUCCAGAAGGUGUGGAGGGGCUACGUGGAGAGGAAAAGGACAAAGAUUGCUCGUGACGAAGAGAUGAUUCUUUUGGGAAUGAGCAUGGAUCCAAAGUAUCAGGUGCCACGUCCUGCAGAAAUCAGUGCCCAGGCCAGUGAAGCCUGUACACGGUUUAAACAGGAGGAGCAUGAGGAAGCGUACCAAAAGUCUAUUGUGGGUGUCACAAACCAGCUACGAGAAAUGGAGGGUCAUGACAUAGGCAAGACCAUGAAAGAACAAAUUCGACAGUGGUUCCUUGAAUGCCGUAAUUCUACUGGAGUGUUUCCAGACUACCCAGAUGAAGAGGACGGAGGCUCGGCCCUCAUUUUUGCUGAAAAGGACCCUAAGCAGUUAAUGGAAGAAAUUGCUGAAAAAGAAGAGGAGGAUUCAAGCAACAAACCAAAAGGAAAAGAGGAAAAUAAGGAAAAACAGAAGAAAGACAAGGCUAAGAAUGAUGAGGCGGAAGAGGAAGCAGGGUUAAAGAUGCUUCCUUCUGCCUUCCUGUCAGACUUGGAAGUGGGUAACAAAGCAUUUGUAGAUUUUUGGAAAACACGCAACGAGUCAGAGAACUUCCACCAGCGGCAUGAGGUGGAGCUGAUCAAGGAAGAAAAGAGAAAAGACAUUGAAGUUGAAAUUCGAAAACAGGUAGAUGAGCAAAUGAGACAAGAGCUGGCUGAAUGGAAGCUAUUUGUGGAUAAAGACAAGGGUGGAAAGACGAAAGCAAAUGCCAAGAAGAAAAAAGGAUCUAAGAGUGGGAAGAAGAAAAAAAAGGAAAAAGAUCUGACAGCUGAUAGGACUCUUGAGUCUCUGUGUCAGGAGUUGGUGGAGCAGGGCUUGUUGAAGCAAGCAAACAAUGUUAGGCUGCGGGAUUACCUGGGUGACUACAGCUAUCUUGGGACCACACUGAGGCAAAAUGACAUUGAGCCCAUGCCAUCAUUGUCAGACGUGCGACAAGUCUUAUCGCUAUAUGCAGUUUUACCUUUAGGCUCUCAAGCGGUACAUGAAAAGGCUCCUCUGAUAAAGGCCAUCCUGCUGGCCGGGCCGGCCGGUGUAGGUAAAAAGAUGUUGGUCCAUGCAGUUUGCCAGGAGACGGGCGCCUGCCUGUUUGAUUUGUCUCCUCUGACUACGGCAGGAAAGUAUCCAGGCAAGAGUGGUCUUGCCAUGAUGCUUCACAUGGUGUUUAAGGUUGCUAGACUUCUGCAACCAUCAGUGAUAUGGAUUGAAGAUGCAGAGAAAAUGUUCUACAAGAAAGUUCCCAAGGAAGAAAAAGAGCUGGACCCUAAGCGGUUAAAGAAAGAUUUACCCAAGUCCCUCAAACUGAUCAAAGGAGAGGAUCGUGUUCUGGUAAUAGGAACAACUAAAGACCCGCUAAGUGCUGAUAUUAAGGCCUUGUGUAAAAUGUACAGCAAAAUCCUCCUCAUCCCAAGGCCUGACUACGGUUCAAGAUACAUCUUGUGGAAGCACCUGAUCAAAAAGCAGGGAGGUGAGAUAACCAAGGCCUUGGACCUCAGCUCUCUUGCAAAGAUUUCCGAUGGCUACACUCCCGGUCACAUGGUCCAGGUGAUCCAAACUGUUGUUACCAAGCGCCGCGUCCUGCAGCAGGCAAACAGACCGCUGACUGCUGCUGAAUUUGUUGCCCCAUUAGCCAAGAUUGACCCUGUGUUCCAGGAAGAGGAAGAGGCUUUGAAAAACUGGUAUGCAAAGACCCCCCUGGGAAAGAAAAGAAUUAAAGCUGCCACAGGAAAGGAAGAAGAAGAAGCAGCAGCUAAAGGAAAAGAUGCAAAGAAGAAAGGGAAAAAAUAAGUUUAUAUUCAUGCAUUUUACCUUAAUUGUUUUGUAGCUUAUAUGUGAAUUUGUUUGUGUUGAGGCAGAACGGUGUUCUGUUUGAAUAAAAAUGGAAUAA